GCACGAGCAAGAGCGAUCGGCCGGCUCACUCACUCAGCCUUCGUACUCGUAAAACCCCCCCUCCCUUCAACCUCGACAGGGCGCAACAGCUUCCCACCAAAACAUCGCCUAGGACAACGACCCGACACCCGUUUCAGCACCAAACACACUUCCAUCACAGCUCCUACAAUGUCGUCCACGACGGCGAGGAAGCCCGCACCGCCAGGCACGCCCGCCCGCGAUCCUGCCAGCAAGACGUCGUCCUCCCCCGGCGCCGCCAGCCGCACUCCAGCGCGUUCAUCCACCCCGACUGCCAACGGCGCCAACGGCGCCAACGGCGUGGCGAGAAACCGAUCCGUCAGGUCUUCUGUGAACGGCACCCCCGUCUCCGCCCGCUCUGCCGUCAAACGGCCACACGGUCCAUCCUCCAGUCUCAGCAUGAGUUCAUCGCGGGCCGAUAGCCCAGAGAACGACGCCGCUCGCGAAGAGGCCGCCGCAUACAUGGCCGACCUCAAGGAGCGCCUGCAGAAGGCCGAGGUAGAGGUCGACGAGCGCAAGAAGCAGAUCGAGGUCCUCACUGCCCGCCUCGACGACUCUCUCCUGGAGCAGUCCAAGUUGGAGGAGCGCGCGCACGAGGAGGAGGAAAAGGUCGAGGCGCUCGAUAACGAGAAGCGCGAGCUGACCCGUCAGCAGCGAGAGCUCGAGAGCAUCUACGAAGCCGAGCGCGCGCAGACCAUGAAAGAGAAGGAGGAGGCUCAGACCAAGGAGGAGGAGCUUCAGGAGACUAUUCAGCGGCUAAAGGAGGCUAUGGCGACCAAGAAUAUCCAGCUGAACAGUGAUAGCGACGAGCCCGGCCGCCUCUCGCGAACUUCAAGCUUCCGUAACAACCCCUCGCGCAACAGCUCGUCACAGAAUCUCGAGACCACCAGCUCAUUUGCGCCGCCCUCGUCGGUUCAACGCAGCGACUCGCGCAACCAGUCCAAACUCAUCCACCAAAAGGACAAGAUUAUCGAAGAUUUGCGCCUCGAGAUGGCUGAAGUUCAGAUCAAGCUGAUGGAAGCUGAGAACGUCGGCGGCGGACGUAUGCAAGAUCUGGAGAAGCAGCUCCUGGAGACACGCAUGACCAAUGCUAGACUCAUGGAAGACAACGAGAGCUUCCAGCUCUUGCUUGGUGAGAAGACGCUCAACGGAGAUCUCAGCCGCGGCGAGUUUCUGCGUCCGUCCUCCUCGCACGAAGAGCGCGCCCCGUCCCGCAACGGCCCUAUGACCAGUCUCGCCGACGAACUCGACUCUGCCGAAGGCGCCGAGGGAGAGAUCAUUCGCAAGCUCGAAACUGAAAUUAACAAUCUCAAGGGCGAGAACAAAGCACUAACUCUCUACAUCAACAAAAUCAUCGGCCGUCUGCUCACGCACCAGGGCUUCGAGUCUGUGCUCGGCGACGACCAUGCUCCGCCAGCAGCCGACAUCAACAAGGACCUGCCUCCUCCACCCCCACCAAAGGAGAACGAGCAACCGCAGGGUUUCUUGCAGCGCGCCAAAUCCGUCGUUGGCGGUGGUCGCAACAAGCCGCGUCCUAUGAGCUACGCGGCUCCCGCACCCUCGCAGACUCUCCACGAAGAUCCCAACCUCGCACCCAGCAUCCCCCUGCAGCGUUCGCAGACCGGCCAGACAUCAAGGAGCAGCAGCUACCAGCAACACAGGCACUCGACAUCCGAUGCCACGCAGGUCGGCGGCGCCGCCAACGUCAUUACAAACAUGUUCCGGAUUCCCCCGCCCUCCGUAAGCCCGGGUCAGACCUCGCCAGGCAUCGUGUCCCCGCGCAACUCGUUCUUCGGGCUCCCCAUCAACGGUGCCAACGGCGCUGGCAACAGCAACCCCUCAUCGCGCGUGCCUUCCUCUGGCGGCGCGAUCCGAGAGGAAAAGGACGAAAAGGACGACGCCAAGUCCACGCUCUCAUCAGAGACGAGCCACGUCGAUACGCCCAGCCCACCGCGCGCCAAGGAGACGAGCACUAUGACCGGCAAGCAGAUGCGCCCGCUCCGCCUGGUGCAGAACGAGGAGGCCGCCAUGCGCGAGCGCAAAGCCGCGAACCGCGCUUCAUGGUUCGGAGGACUGUUCGGCGGAGGCGAUCAGCAACAGCAGCAGGGCCAGCAACAGCAGCAGCAGAAGAUACCCGAGGCCUCGUAA
This is a messenger RNA of Periconia digitata, 2166 nucleotides long. The record is from the annotation of a GenBank genome assembly. Lineage: Eukaryota; Fungi; Ascomycota; Dothideomycetes; Pleosporales; Periconiaceae.